AUGAGCCCUCCUUCUCCCAAGAAGAAAAACGGCGGCAAUGGUUCUGGACAACGACAGAUCCGCUUCGUCGCCACCGACGGCCAGCCGCAGACCAAGCGCCGCCGGGUCAACGCCGCCUGCUUAACGUGUCGCCGGCGCAAGAUUCGGUGCUCGGGAGAACAGCCAGUGUGCAAAACUUGCUCCGACUACAAGCAUGUGUGCCUCGGUUAUAGCGAAUCCACCGCCCACCUGCGAUCGCAAUCCGAUUCCAACUCGCGAGCGCCCGCUCCCCUCGCCGGCCAACAUGAUCCCAACAGCCAGGAUAAUUCACGGGCGGUGGAGAGCUCUUCUCCGGAGCCAGCACAGAGAUCUCUUCCCCGAUCGAAACCGGAUAAAUUCCCGCAAGUACCGAAGCAGUUCGAGAGCAAGGAUGCCUCCUUGUCAAGAGAUACGUCGGCGCGCACGAAUAAGGAAACGGACUCCCAAGCUGCCGUCAAUACUCCAGAAAGUAGUCGCACUUCUUUGAGCUCCAGUAACCGCACCCAUGUACCAUAUUUCAGAUAUUUUGGGCCCACGGCCAUCGUGCCCGGGUUCAAGCAGAUGGUUGUUCAAGUUCGAGGUUCACGAAAGAGCAAUCCUUCGAUGUCAUCUGAGUCGCUUUCGCCGCUCCGAAGCCCCAGACCGUCCGAUGCCCUUUCUGGCCCUCCGGUCACUACGACAGAACAUCGUGACAGUCGCGAGUCGAACUCGAUUCCAUUUUACGACCGUGACGACACCCUCCCGGUUCCCAAUUUAAUUUCUCAUCUGAGCGACCUUUUCUUUGCGCAUCUCGGCUGCAGCUUUCCCUUUUUACAGCGUGAGCGAUUUUUGCAGGAUCUGAAGGAGAAAAAGCUCGACACCAUGUUGGUAGACGCGGUUUGCGCCUUGGCUGCCAGAUUUUCACCUCAUCCUUUGCUGGGACCUGCUCAAGCGCCGCCCAUCGAUCACUCGCAGUUGCCGCCGGACCCAAAACUCUGGGACCGAGGUUUACCUUUUGCCCACCGAGCAACGAGUGCUCUAGUUGAUUCUCUUUCGUGCCCAACACUCUCAGGUGUUCAGGCAUGCCUUUUACUAGCAUAUGAGCAGUUUGGAUCUAACCAUGACAGCGGUCUUUGGAUGUACCUCGGUAUCUCUAUUCGAAUGGCUCAGGACCUCGGUUUACAAAAGUAUCAAGGCUUAAAGCACCACUAUGGCCAAAAGGGUGUAACGCCGAGUGAAGUGAUGACCGGCCAGGCUGGAAAGUGGAGAGAUGACCAGUAUGACGAUUUUGAUGUGUACCAGAGUCCCAAAACUGUGCCGCCUAUUCUUGACACCGAACGGGCAAGAGAACGAGAGCGAGUGGAUACCUUCUGGAGCAUCUUCUUUCUUGACCGAGUCAUUUCUUCAGGUACAGGACGGCCUGUUACGCUGCGCGACGAAGACAUUGAGCUAUGCUUCCCUCUGCAAUCGGAAUCACAGCUACCGAAUGGAUGGCCCGCGCCAUUUCCACCUCUCAUUCGAAUUAUCCAUCUAUACGGGCGAGUUACAGAUCUGAUCAACGGCAUUCAAGAUGUCAAUUAUGUCACGCCAGAUACACUCAAGAGACUGGCGAGUAUGGAAAGCGAUCUGACCGGUAUCUAUCAACGGUUGUCACCCAGGCUCCACUUCAACGCAGCAAACUUCCAAGCUUACGUCAAGGCCAAAGAAGGAACCAACUUCAUCCUUUUGCACUUUUGGUUCCAUACACUCAUCGUGCUCCUCCACCAGCCGACUCUCUUACACUCCUUCGGUGGAUCAAUACAGCACCUCUAUCCCAACAGUCGCGAAUUAUCGAUGUCUUCGGCCAAAACCAUCGCCGACAUUCUCUCGUUCUCGGAGCUGGUAGAUGGGAAGAGCUUCAUUGGCAAUCCAUUCACCAGUCAACCCAUGUACAUUGCAGCAUGCGCUUUUCUUAUGGAGAGCGCAUAUUACUCGUCACCAUCAUCAAGUGGCACCUCUCCUCCGCCUCAACCACUCUUGUCAAAUCAAUCUAGUGGGUUUGUGAUGCCCACCAUGGAGUCAUCGCAUGGUUCAGAGCGAAAGUCCAAUGCCAAGCACAUUCUCCUCGCCUCUGCUGCCAAGGAGAACUAUCAACGUUGCUAUAAGGCUUUGAAGGCCCUUGAUGCCUACUGGGAGGGUACCAGAUACAUCUUGACCGUGCUCGAUCAAAAGGCCAAGGGUAUUGUCGAUCCACUGCUUUACACUGAAGAGGAUAUGGAAAAUACGGCAGGCCUAGCUUCGGUACCGCAAUUUGCACCUGCUGGGUGGUCCGGGUCCAAGAUACCUGGGGAUCCUGGUCAGAAUUCUGAGCGGCCUCCAGGCGCGGCAGAUAUUCCACCGGAUGGAAAGUGGUCACCCAGGAUUGACCCAAGUCAGGCGAUUGGGUGGGCACUUACUGGAGCUACAAACUCAUCGCAACCUAACUUGAGUUUACUCUAUCAAAUGCCUACCAGCACACAGACCGAGACCUCUCCCGACAAGCCGACCUAUUCUUCACAAUACAGCCACAGCUACCCAUCUUUACCGGUGCAAGCCAAUGCCGGGCAAAGCUCGAGCUCUUCCUUUCCUCAGACAAUCUCUCACGAUGAGAACCGGCCGUCCUCUCUUGCCCCUAAAUACCCUGCUGCUGCUCCUUCCCGAACAAUCAAUCCCGAAUCACCCUAUUUCCUAGGGAUGAGCGCUCCAUAUGCGGGAUCAAGUUCACGCGCCAGAGCCCAGCCUUAUAACCAAAAUCUUUCAUCGUCGAAAAUGGACAGUCAACCUCCCACAUAUCAUUACCCUGUAUCAUCAGCAGAGCAACCUGCAGCCGGUCGGAUGGACUCUCAAGGUGAGAUGCAUCCCACCAUGAAUACCGGCAACAACGGCAUGAUGAUCGAGAGCCACGACGUCGACAUGAACUCUCUCCAUCAACAAGAUUCCUUCCCCUUCUCCAACGGCGAGAUCCUUCCUUGGUUAGAGUAUCUUCCACAGGAUGUUCUCAGCUUCUUUGGCGAGCACCAAAAUUACCCGCUCAUGAGCCCUGACGAUACCACGCCACGGCCGCCUUAG
This is a messenger RNA of Penicillium cinerascens, 3084 nucleotides long. RefSeq names its product Zn(II)2Cys6 transcription factor. Gene Ontology annotation, biological process: regulation of DNA-templated transcription; DNA-templated transcription. The transcript is spliced from 7 exons. Gene Ontology annotation, molecular function: DNA-binding transcription factor activity, RNA polymerase II-specific; zinc ion binding; DNA binding. NCBI's taxonomy places the organism in Eukaryota, Fungi, Ascomycota, Eurotiomycetes, Eurotiales, Aspergillaceae. The record is from RefSeq and is a predicted model, not a curated record. The coding region runs from base 1 to 3084 and encodes 1027 amino acids.